This is a messenger RNA of Electrophorus electricus (electric eel), 1949 nucleotides long. It is a transcript of the gene morn5, whose product is annotated as MORN repeat containing 5. The record is from RefSeq and is a predicted model, not a curated record. Lineage: Eukaryota; Metazoa; Chordata; Actinopteri; Gymnotiformes; Gymnotidae.
UCAAUUUUCUUGGUACUUAUUCAGUGCUGAUAUUUUCCACGUAACUAGCAGAUAAAAUAGGGAUUGUGGAUAGCAAGUUGAUGUAUCAAUAUGUGCUUAACUAAUUUAAAUUAUAGCGUUGACGUCGCUCACACGUUACCAUGGAAACGUUACCAAGCUCUUGCCAGUGGCAGUUUCACGAGUUACAAUGGAGUUUACGGGUAGCCGUUAUAGUGGCACUUACAAAAAUUGGAGGAUGGAAGGCAGAGGAGAGUACAAUUUCCCCACCUUGACAAGAUAUGAAGGGGAAAUGAAGGAUGGAAUGUUUCAUGGAAAAGGAGUACUAUACUUUCCCAAUGGAAGCAAAUUUGAGGGAAGGUGGGAAAAAGGAAUAUCCAAACAGGGCUGCUAUACCUUUUCUGAUGGGCAGGAGUACCAGGAAACAGACUGGGAUUACUGUGAUGGCUAUGAUAGGCGCUUUUACACGGAGAGAUGCCAUGGUCUGAAACCUGCAGGAGAGUCCCAGCUAACUGAUGAAGACCCCCCUCGGGUCAUUCCUGAUGGUUGCUAUGGCUGUGGCGACGGAUUCUACGAUCCUACCACCAGAGUUAUUAUUGACUAUGAGGGCAGUUUUCUUCGAAAUGCUGAUGACCAAGAACACGAAUGCAUAGUUCGGACAUGUCGGAAGAGCUGGGAUGAGUUCGUGGGCCACUCUCCCGGGAACGGUACACCGGACGAAUAGUGAUCUUAAUACAAAGAGCUAAUGUUGAUGUAAUUCGACUAACUUUUAUUAAACGUUUCAUUACACAAAGGUAGUAAAUUAUUUUCCGAAAUGUUAUGGUAAUAAAACGAGCUAUUAAGAUAAAGCUCGGUAUUCAUUGAUGUUUUCCCCCUUUAAAAAAACAACAACUUUGACUGGACUAAGGUGGAUUCCAGCUCUACUUGAUUGCCCUUGUGUGCGUGUGUAUAUGUCCAUAUUUCGGCUGUAUGAUGCAGUAUGUGCAGUUUUGUAUUUCAGGGAGUAUAAUUUUAAGUUGUUCCAAAUACAUACUACAGUAAUAAUUUAAUAACAAUCCAAAUUUGGAUUGAACAAUUAUCAAUAUAAAAUGAAACAUUUGUGAUAUUUCUGAAAUUCCUGAUGCUUUAAGUUGGCCAGUUCUAAAAGUUUUACAAUUAUGCAGUUGUAUUUGCAGCCUUCACUGUUGUGUCAUAUUGUGUUCCUAAUUAAAAAACAGCAAAAGGAAACCAUUAAUAAAAUAUGCAUUAAUAUAAUAAAAUGUGGCAUUCAUGUACAGUAUACCAGUUCAGGAAUAAGAAUACACUGUACUGUCCAUACAAGUCAGUCAAACUCAGCUUAGGAACUCUCCAUUAGAUGUCUGUGUGUGUGUGUGUGUGAGUGAGUGAGUGAGAGAGAGAGAGAGAGAGAGAGAGAGAGAGAGAGAGAGAGAGAGAGAGAGAGAGAGAGAGUUAGUCAAAGGCUGUGUCUUAGUGUGUCCUUUGAAACAGUACCCGGGACAGGAGACCAGACUUGUGAUGCAGACUGACAGUACUUUCCUGUAUAUGAUGGUGCUGGAAUCAAUGAGUGAGUCAUUACUACACACACUGACCCGUAAAGGACCGGCAGCUAUGCCAUCGGCCUGUGAUUGCUUCCUGCUAUACAUCAUAUGCUCACACACACAAACCUAAGAAAUAUAGUACAUAAAGAUAUACUGUCCAGCAUGAAUGUUUUCUAUUAGUACUUAAAAUGUACAUUCACACAUUUAAGUAUAGGAUCAUGGACUGAAGGUUGUUGUUGCUGUUUAAGUCUGUGUCUGAGAGCCUGUCACCCAGUAAACCUGGUUUUAAUUUAGUUCAUAUUAAACAAACAUUGAAGAGCUUCAGGAGUGGUGGCUCUUAGGUCCCUCUCUGAUUGAGGUUUGUCUCUCCAUAAUUUUUGUAAAAAUACACUAUAUAUAUAGUGUAUUCAUUGA